UUGGAGGAGGGGGUGAAGAGCCGAGCUGAGCACAUGUUAUCCUUGUCCACGUUGCAGUGAACAGAUGGGCAGGCAGUUUGAGGCGCUUCCAUGAACAAUUUGGCGCUCUCGAUGCUCUCGCCGUCGACCUCAGGUUUCCCGCCAAGCCCCCUACCCUCCAAGGCCGCCACGAACGCCACAGCUCCCCGAUGCCGCGCCGCGCCCUCGGGCGACGCCUCGCUGUGCGCCUUCCGCGCGCACCACAGCGCCGGCCACGCCCUCCACACUAACCCGGCUCUGAUGCCCGCGCUCGCCGCCUGCGCGCGGCUGCCCUCCGCCGUGGCCGAGGCCGAGCAGAUCCACGCACUCCUCGUCAAGUCAGGCGGCUCGCGGGCUGUCUCCCACGUCCAAGCCUUCACGUCCCUGAUUCGCGCCUACGCGAGGCUCGGCCGCGUGUGCGACGCGCGGAAGGUGUUCGAUGGAAUGGCCGACCGGACGGUGGUCACCUGGAACGUGCUGCUUGAUGCGCUUAUCAGAGAUGGCGACUUGGACGCUGCGUGGGAGGUGUUUGUGAAAAUGCCGCAGCGCAAUGCGGUUUCUUGGAACACCAUAAUUUCUGGUUUUGCAAGGAACGGGUGGGCGCCGGUGGCAGUGGACUUGUUUAUCGAGAUGACUGUGGCUUAUGGUUUAGCGCCAGAUGAGGCCACGAUGGUUGGCUUCGUGUCGGCUGUUCGGGACAUUGGUCUACUUGCAAUUGGGAAGAGCGCACACGGGUAUGUUCUCCGUCGGGAGUUCUCACUUGAUGGUCCUCUCGGGGUUGCACUGGUCAGUAUGUACACGAGGUGCGGGAGCAUGGGUGCUGCACACAGUUGCUUCUUAAGUGUCACCACCAAGAAUGUGGAGCAUUGGACCUCUUUGAUCGCAGGUUUCGCAGCACAUGGUCAACCAGAGAAUGCCUUGAGGUUGUUCGUCGAGAUGAGGCAGGUGGGCAUUGAGCCUAAUGGUGUCACCUUCGUAGCCGUCUUGAGUGCCUGCAGCCAUGGCGGGCUCGUCGAUGAGGGCUUCAAGUACUUCGACCUAAUGAGGAGCAUGGGCAUCAGGCCGAUGAUCCAGCACUAUGGCUGCUUGGUUGAUCUCCUUGGCCGUGCUGGGUUCUUGAAGGAGGCUUUCAAUCUUGCCAGCAAUCUACCUGAAGAUCCUGGUUUUGUAAUCUGGAGCUCGCUACUAGCAGCCUGCCGUAGCCAUGGCAACGUCGAGAUGGCAGAGCUCACUGCGUCGAAGUUGGCAGAGGCAAAACCAAGUCAUGGCAGCUCGUAUGUGCUGCUAUCGAACACAUAUGCACGAGCGGAACAAUGGGAGGACUCGAAGAGGACGCGGAGGAGGAUGGAGGAACAUAGAGUAGCCAAGAAACCUGGGCUCAGCUGGAUAGAGAUAGAUGGAAGCGUACAUUCCUUUGCCACUGCAGACAAGCUGCAUAUAGAAAGCGAGGGUAUUUAUCAUAUGUUGGAGGAUUUGAAACAUAAUUUUACAUCAGCUGCAUAUGAACCUGAACCGUUCGCUAUUUCUGAACAAUUGUAAUAAAUUUCUUUGGAGGAAGAUUAUCACUUGUUAAUAAAAAAUCCAUCAUAUCAUAAAUAUUAAAUAUAUAUUCAAACUUA
Molecule: messenger RNA, 1637 nt
Organism: Zea mays
Lineage: Eukaryota; Viridiplantae; Streptophyta; Magnoliopsida; Poales; Poaceae
Product: pentatricopeptide repeat-containing protein At3g22690
Exons: 1
Coding region: 91-1557 (488 amino acids)
Biological process (GO): RNA modification
Molecular function (GO): RNA binding; protein binding
Source: RefSeq, a predicted model, not a curated record